GCUCUGCGUGGAUGGAGGGCAGGGUCACAGACAUCUUCUCUGGCCUCGGGCUCAAUAUUCAUUUUGUUCCCACUGUGAAAAGACCAGUCGUGGACCCAGCGGUCGUGGACUCGCUCUCUCAACUCGUAGCCCACCUGCAGGGCUGGACCGGCCCUGCUCUACUUCCUCUGCCGGACCUGAGAGGACCGGUGGUGGAUGUGUUUCUCCCGGGCCUCUGGGUGACGCUACACACGAUCUGCAUCAACACAUUCGUGCUGCACACUCUGCAGAGCUCAGGCAGACAGGUCCACCUGAGGGAGUUCACCAGGACGCUGGCCUCUCAGCUGAACACGGACAGCAGCAUCACUGUGCCUGUUUUACCUCAGCUCAACAGCAGCUCCCACCAAGAGACGAGCCUGAAGAAUGUGUCCAUGCAAAGGGUCAAGUCCUUCAGCUAUGGUGAUCUGAGGGACCAUGAGAGAAAGAGGUGGAACAUGCCUGGAGUGUGUGGUUUGGACAACUUUGGAAACUCCUGCUACUUGAAUGCUGUGCUGCAGUGUCUCUGCUCCACUGUGCCGCUCGUGGAGCACCUCCUCAACCAGGACAAUCGCAAAGAGCUGGCAAGGUCCAAGUGCCGGGUGGCCGAGGUGUUUGUGCGCCUGCUGGAAGAGAUGUGGCUGGGCCGGAGCUCCAGUUGUGCCCCGGUGGAGGCUCGAUCUGUGCUGUGCUCCAUCCUCCCCCAGUUCAACAACUACUCCCAGCAAGACGCCCAGGAACUGCUGCUCUUUCUCCUAAACGCACUCCAUGACAACCUGAAAAAAGUUGCAAAGCGCCACAUGCGACGGAUGAGAAAAGACCAGAGCAAAAACUGCACCACUGCAGCUGGAGACUCCACCAUCGUGUCACAUCUGUUCGAGGGUCAGCUAAGCUACACGACCCUCUGCACGCAAUGCAACUACCAGGCUCACAGCACACAGGCCUUCACCGUCCUGUCCUUAGCCAUUCCCACAGGCGUCCUCAAGUGCUCCAUUCAGGACUGCCUGUCACUGUUCUUCGAGCAGUCUGUCCUGAGCGGAGGAGAGAAGAUGCUGUGUUCCGUGUGUGGACUCAGGAGAGAAACAGCGGUGCUGACUUGUUUGGACAAACCUCCCGAGAUCCUGAUGCUCCACCUGAAACGGUUUGGAUGUAAAGGGAAGAACCAGGUGAAACUGAGGACGAAUGUAAUUUUCCCCACAAAGCUCGAUCUCACUCAGUUUCUGUCCAGCUCAGUUCAAAACACCUCAUACUCUUCAUACCGCCUGUACGCUGUCGUGAACCAUGCAGGUCACCUGAACAUGGGUCACUACACGGCCCUGUGCCACAACACCCUGACCCGGAGCUGGCACUGUUUUGAUGACUCGGCUGUCCGAGAGGUGCAGGAUGGGUUCGUGCAGUCUCCAAAUGCAUAUCUGCUGUUUUACAGUCGCAAGCCUUUCCACAAUCCAAAGAUCCAUGGACUCUAUCAGGCCAACACCCAGUAGAGGACUUUUAAACUCCCUGUACAUUAUUUUUUUAAUCACCCCCCCCCCCAUUCCAUUGUGAUCAAUGCAGACUUUAACCUCUUUUCAGUCUACUCCUCAUCAAUGAACCUCAAC
Paralichthys olivaceus (Japanese flounder) is the source of this 1613-nucleotide messenger RNA. RefSeq lists its product as uncharacterized. Gene Ontology annotation, molecular function: cysteine-type deubiquitinase activity. Lineage: Eukaryota; Metazoa; Chordata; Actinopteri; Pleuronectiformes; Paralichthyidae. Gene Ontology annotation, cellular component: postsynaptic density; midbody; dendritic spine. Gene Ontology annotation, biological process: protein K63-linked deubiquitination; endosome organization; protein K48-linked deubiquitination. The record is from RefSeq and is a predicted model, not a curated record.